UGGUGGUGGCCUUUGUUUCCUUGUUGCGCGGGCGGUGUUGAGAUGCUAUUGUUUUCUUAUGAGCUGCAAAGAGCAGAAUUGAAAUUAGUUUGGUUACUCGUGGACGACGUAAGGCGUUGAAACUGUAUCUAUGUCUUUGUUACAUUGUUAUGACCGAGAUAACCUCGAGAGGAUGAUGUUUUUUCCUUCUUCUUCCUCAACGUCGGACCACCUCCUCAUGUCGUCACAUCUCAAAGCUACAAAAGCUAUAUGGAGGAAUUAGACGAGGCUGAAAUCGGACAGGAACAACAGGCGGUGUCAGGGAGGUUGCAAACCGGCGAAAUACAACCAAAAUGAAGGCCUUAAAUUCAAUUUAUCGCACGGUGAACAGCUUAUGCAGCCGGCAAGGCGAGAGAGUGUCCGCGCUGGCCCGAUGCGGUUUGUGUGGCACUGCAACGUCAAACAGCAAGUUCCAGCCGGACUUUGGCUUGCUGUUUGACAUUGAUGGAGUUCUCGUCCGGGGGAAGACCCCCAUCCCUGCAGCGAAGAGGGCCUUUCAGAAACUGGUGGACUCCAGUGGCCAGUUUGUUGUCCCUGUCGUAUUUGUCACCAAUGCUGGGAACUGCCUUCGCCAGAAGAAGGCCGACCAGUUGUCCCAUAUUUUGGGAGUGCCUAUCUCCCAAGACCAAGUCAUGAUGUCCCAUAGUCCUUUGCGAAUGUUCAGGAAGUACCAUGACAAAUGUGUCCUUGUCUCUGGACAAGGCCCUGUCCUGGACAUUGCCAAGCACUUGGGCUUCAUGAAUGUGAUCAGCAUCGACAUGCUACGCGAAACCUUUCCCCUGCUGGACAUGGUGGAUCACAACAGACGUCCCCGACUACCGUCCUCUGCCAUUGUGAACCUCCCCAAAAUUGAAGCUGUUGUCCUGUUUGGCGAGCCCAUCCGAUGGGAGACCAACCUGCAGCUGAUAGUGGACGUGCUCCUGACCAAUGGGAGCCUGGGCAGCCCUUAUGUGAACUCACCGCCCAAUCACCUCCCUCUACUGGCCUGCAACGUGGACCUCAUGUGGAUGGCCGAGGCGCCGUCUCCACGAUUUGGUCACGGCACCUUCCUGGUGUGUUUGGAGAACAUCUACAAGAAGGUUACAGGAAAGGACCUGAAGUACGAGGCUCUGAUGGGGAAGCCCAGUGAGCUGACCUACCACUUUGCCGAGUUCCUGAUCCGGGAGCAGACGGCAGAGCGAGGCUGGAGGGCGCCCGUCAGAUCGCUCUACGCCAUCGGGGACAACCUCAUGACCGACAUCUACGGUGCUAACCUCUACAAUCGCUACCUCGAGGAAAGGGCCAGCCGCAAGAGCGCCAAAGCCGUGGCCAAGGCAGUGGCGGGCGCAGGACCCUCUGCCACCGCCACCACUGCCACCAGGGCCACCUCACAGGAAGUGGACGGUGGCUGGGAGAGUGAGCUGGCGUCUCCUUCGGCCACCUCGUGCAAGUCCAUCCUGGUGUGCACGGGCGUCUACAAUCCGCACACGGAGGUGCCGCCCGACGCCGGCCAGUCCAUCAAAGAGACGGUGUUCCACGGCCACCGCGACUUCCGCUUCGACCCGGCGCUGGUGGAGCCGGGACACAUCGUGCAGGACGUCGAGGCAGCCGUCGAGCUCAUCUUUGAGCAGGAGAAGCUCGGAACCCGCGUCUAGAGUUUAUAGUCUACAUAGGAUAUGAUAUUUAAGAAAGAUAUGAGAGGACGAAAAUACGAAAAAGACUGGACUGGGCAUUUGGUUGGAAAAAGACAUCGUACUAGUCAGACAAGCUUGCUGAUCGCCAGUUUCAUCAGAUCAGUUUUCAUUCAUCACAUACUCAGCUUCAGGGUCAUGCUUUCCUGGUUUGCCCUGAUAAGGUACGUUGUGAAGUGAAACCCUCCAGAAGGUUCCCUGUGCAGGCUGUACCCUCACCCAAGUUGCACCCUUUUACCUUCAGAGGGUCUGAUCUGAUGGUGUUGUUGAUGUUAGCGGCUCAGUCUGGGUGGAUCUGGCCCUAGUCUGGCCUGCAUCUGGCGUGCAUCUGGGCCCAAUCCACUGAGCAGCUAUGAGAGGAAGGAAAUGGACGCAUGGAAUGAUGAUGUCACCACUUUCAGCCCUCAAGUAACCUCUCUAGAAGAUGCAGAUUGCCGACAUCUGCGUCAUCAUUCUCUGUUGUUGUUGUUGUUGUUAUUGUUGUUGUCGUCGCUGUUUCUUGUUUUUUUUUUUCUCUCUUUCUUUUUGCAUGUUUUUCUUCAAGGUGAGGCGCUCUGUAGGAAAACAAACUCGACAAAUCCCCUGCGAUAGAACUGCAUGGACACAGCUAGUGCUCUCUUUCUGUUCCCGCUGCCAUGGAGACCGGUUUAAAGGCUUCCCAAUCAUACUUAGGUCAUAAGAAUGGCCUCGGACACGCCAGUGGGUGCAUUUAAAGGCGUCUUUCAGGUGGUGACUGCAACUUUGCUAAUAUUGAUUAUCACAUACCCGUAGGUCAGUACAUCAUAGACAUCAGUGUUUUUUUUAUUGGCAGAUGUUUUCAUGAAGAGUCCUAGUCUUAUUUAAACAUUUUAACUGUACUUUAAGUUAACAAAAUGAUGUUGUUCUUGUCUAAAUAAGUGUGGAAUAAUGGUUAAAUGUUACAUGUUCAGGUGUUGAGAAUGCGUGAGUAAUUGAGAAUAGCUUUGACUGCACUGACCAAGAAACUAUGAGAUGCACACAUUUUUUUUUUUAAAGAUAAUGGUUUUAGCUUUGUGUACUGUUUUUAUUGCCCAAAAUCUGCCCAUAAUGCGUUAUUCUUGCUUUACUUUUUGGUCAUGAACUUUGAUAUCAUUUCCACCCAUCACUUGUGCAUGUGGAAAUGAAAUGUGGAUGACUUAAUCCGUCUCUUAAAAAGAGACGUAAAGUUGUGUACAAAGCUCUGCGUCUGAAGCUGGGCUAAAGCGAUGCGUUACUGGUGGAGACCUGGGUCUCUCUCCGAUAAACAGACAAAUAUCCGGCACAGAGUCAAUGGCUUAAAAGCAGUUUCAGCCACAUUCCCAUCACUUUUCCAGAGCUUACAUUAAAACAGCAGGAAAAUGUUGUUUCUCUUUUCAUUUGAAAUAGGCAUCCCGUUAUGCACUGGGGCUAUGGGUGAACCUUGGCUUUAUGCAUAGUUCUAUCUUCUGGGUAUGUAAAAAUAGGAUAUUGGGCCUGAGAGAGACUAGUUAGUCUUGUUUGUUGUGUGCAAUAUGGUGUUGAUGGUGGAUGUAGUAAAAUACAUCAAUCAAGACCAGCCCACAGGCACUCAAACAACAGUGUAAGUACAACCAGCUGGAUGGUAAACAUUUGGGGUGAGGAACACAAAUAGGCAUGCU
Sardina pilchardus (European sardine) is the source of this 3343-nucleotide messenger RNA. RefSeq lists its product as uncharacterized. Gene Ontology annotation, biological process: glycerophospholipid biosynthetic process. Bases 333 to 1673 code for a protein of 446 amino acids. The transcript has 8 exons. NCBI's taxonomy places the organism in Eukaryota, Metazoa, Chordata, Actinopteri, Clupeiformes, Clupeidae. Gene Ontology annotation, cellular component: mitochondrion. The record is from RefSeq and is a predicted model, not a curated record.